GGCGUGGGUGGAACGGGACGGGAGGCACUCAUGGAUUGGAUCUGAAGCUGGAACGGGAUUGGCGGACAUGUCAGGUUACUUGCUGUAGGCAUGGGAGUGGCAGCCUGGCAGAACAAGCGGAAGCGGAGCGGAGCGGAGGAGAACGAGGAGAGGCGGGCUACAGUCAUUCGACAUGGACCUGCGGGGAAAUGCGCGGCUGCGGAGAGCCAGUCCCAGUAUUUCCGAAGCAGUAGAGAUUGGUUAGAGGGUGAGACUUGUAAGGUUCGGAGAAGGCUUUGGAGGCAAAGGUGCCCCCUCCCGAAGAGAACCGCAACCGAAAUGGUGCGUGGGAUGGGAGGCAAAGGGGGAACUCCGCCACGAUGAGUCACCCCGCCGCUCCCCGCCUUGGGUAAGGGAAAGAAGGGAUGCAUGCACUGCACUGCACCACAAUGCAAUGCAACUGCCCUCCUGAGCCCUGACCUGACCGACCACACAC
Messenger RNA from Closterium sp. NIES-67, 475 nucleotides. Lineage: Eukaryota; Viridiplantae; Streptophyta; Zygnematophyceae; Desmidiales; Closteriaceae. The record is from the annotation of a GenBank genome assembly.